CCUUCCCAUCCCCUUCUCUCUCCUCAUCCUUUCUCUUUGCAUUGGCUUCUCGUACCUUGUCUUUCUCUGCUUCCUAGUAACUCUCUCUCUCUAAUGGCGGAGACACAAUCAAAGCGCCUCAGAGAUGACGCUCAAAUAGAAGAUGUCGUUGUUGAUGAAAUUAAUAAGCGCCACAAGUCAUAUAACCACAUACUCUCUCUUCUUGAUGAAGAAGAAGAUGAGCCACCCCAAGAUAUCUCUUCUUUCAUCACUACCCUUCAGCAAGAACUCUCCCCUGCUUCUACCUUUGACGACCCCUUUUCUUGUUCAACCACAGCAAUUGACCAAGAAAACCCUACUACCGCCGUAACAACCACCGUAGAUGGCUACCUAUCUUCAUCUUCGUCUUCUUCUACCUUCUUGAAGGAGGGUGAGGAAGAUGAUAAGGAAAGAGUUAUAAGGCACCUUCUUGAAGCAUCUGAUGACGAGCUUGGGAUUCCAAACACCCAAGCUGUUAGUGGUGUUGGAGAUGGCUAUGCAGAAGAUCUUGUUAAUAGUGGAAAUGGGUUCAAUGGGUUAGAUGGAUUCUCCCUCUGCGAUGGCUUGUGGGAGCUCGAAGACGCUAACGCUAACUACUAUGCCUUGGUGCAAUCUGAACUCUUCCUGUAGCUAGCCGGAGGGCUAGGGGGGCGUAGAAGGAAAAACAAAAGAAAUAGUAAGGGUUCAAAAGAGUAAAACAAAAAGUGGGUGGGAGAAAAUAUAAAAUGGAAACUAUUUCGGGGUUUUCAUUUUUGCCUUCUUUUUUUUCCUUUUUGUGAAAAUUAUCUUAGUUCCCCCUUGGCCCAUCUCUAAUUUCUAAUUUAAAAAGAUUAAAAUGUGGAAAACAAAAAUAUUAAUCACUA
Messenger RNA from Hevea brasiliensis (rubber tree), 881 nucleotides. RefSeq lists its product as uncharacterized. The transcript has a single exon. The record is from RefSeq and is a predicted model, not a curated record. Lineage: Eukaryota; Viridiplantae; Streptophyta; Magnoliopsida; Malpighiales; Euphorbiaceae. Bases 94 to 648 code for a protein of 184 amino acids.